Messenger RNA from Penicillium odoratum, 606 nucleotides. RefSeq names its product flavoprotein WrbA. The record is from RefSeq and is a predicted model, not a curated record. Gene Ontology annotation, molecular function: NAD(P)H dehydrogenase (quinone) activity; FMN binding. NCBI's taxonomy places the organism in Eukaryota, Fungi, Ascomycota, Eurotiomycetes, Eurotiales, Aspergillaceae. The transcript is spliced from 4 exons. The coding region runs from base 1 to 606 and encodes 201 amino acids.
AUGGCUCCCAAGGUUGCUAUUGUUAUCUACUCGAUGUACGGCCACAUCGUUAAGCUGGCCGAGGCGGAGAAGAAGGGUAUUGAGUCCGCCGGUGGCUCUGCGAAGAUCUUCCAGAUCGCCGAGACCCUUUCUGAAGAUGUCCUUGCGAAGAUGCACGCUCCCCCUAAGCCCAACUACCCCAUUAUUGAGCCCGAGCAGCUCCUCGAGUACGACGCCAUUCUCUUCGGUAUCCCCACUCGUUACGGUAACUUCCCCGCUCAGUGGAAGACUUUCUGGGACAAGACUGGCGGCAUCUGGGCCUCUGGUGGUUACUGGGGCAAGUACGCCGGCCUUUUCGUCUCCACUGGUACCCAGGGUGGUGGCCAGGAGUCGACCUGUCUUGCUUCCAUGAGCACUCUCGCCCACCACGGCAUGGUCUACGUUCCUCUUGGCUACAAGACUGUCUUUGGACAGCUUGCCAACCUCGACGAGGUCCACGGUGGUAGUGCCUGGGGUGCUGGUACCUUUGCUGGUGCCGACGGUUCUCGCCAGCCUACCGCUCUUGAGCUCCAGGUUGCUGAGGCUCAGGGCAAGGCCUUCUACGAGACCGCUUCCAAGGCCAAUUGA